UAUGCGCGCACUCGCUUCACGUUCGGCGGCGUAAUUUGUUCCAAACAAAGUAGGAACCACCGCGGAGGCCGGAUGACACCAGCACGCCGCACCGCGUCCCGCACCGCCGCAGUCCGCCUGGUCGUCCGAGCUCAAUAGUCACCAGAACAUGGGUCCAGGAUAAAGGAGAGAAUAUCCCAGAAGCCGUGGACUGCGGGGGUGUUUGGAGGCCCGCGGAGCAGCCGGCCUUUGUGCGGCAGGAGCGGAACCGGAGAGAAGCCCCGUCCCCCAUCCCUAACCAGCUUUCCUGAUUCUAUUCUGGGAGAGUUCAGACCAGUAUCAUCGCCAAGAUAGCUGGGCCAGGCAGGAAGAGGCACACCUCAGAUCCAGACCCCAGCAGCGGUAGUGAUUCGGGCGACGGGCGGCCUGUCAGUGCCAAGUGCCCGAAGAUGGCCAGCAGCGGUGGAAGCGGCGAGGCAGUGGGCCGUCGCGGAGGGGCUCAGCAAAAAGGGGCCAGCGGCAGGGACAACAGCUCGGACCUGGCCUCGAGUACCAGUAAGAAGAAGCAGAAGGACAGGGCCAACCAGGAGAGCAGAGAAGCCAAGAGGGCAGCCGCUGCAGCAGUGGACGGGGUUAUAGCAGAAGUCAAGAAAGAUGUGUUUGUGGACUGGAAGCAGAAUGUCAAUGAAGUGACUGUCAGACUGCGCUGUGGGGAGGGGGUGCUGAGGAUAGAGGAUAUCAACACAACCUUCACUGAUACACACUGCCAUGUGUGCUUCCCAGAUGGACGCGAGUGGAGCUGCCAGUUGCAGGAGGAAAUAGAGGCUUCAUGUAGCAGAGUGCAGUACAAGGAGAAGGGAGGCUUCCUGCAUGUCAUCAUGCACAAGAAGAUUCCCUUUCACAUCUGGCCUUCGCUUAAGUCCAACAAGAAGGAGAAGGAGGUAGUACCUACAGAGACCAAAAAGGACAAAGAGCCUGAGAUGAAGCCUGUUGCCUUGGAGUCAUUAGAGAAACCCAAACUGACCUCCUCGCAGCAAAAGCCCCAGCCCCCCUCCCCACCUGCACCCAGCGAGGCAAAACGCAGUGGCGGCAAAGCCGAUCGGGGUGUCAAGCGCGGCCUGAAAAACAAACCAGCGUGUGACAAGGCCUCCACAGGCUCCGUAGGGGUUAAAUGUGGAGCUGGAGACGGCUCAACCACCACCAGCAAGCCUGUUCGAGUCACGCAAGGCGAGCCUCAGGAACCCAGUGCCAAGCGCACCAUUGGACAGCCGCCCACAACCACCAAGGAGGCCACGUCACCGGCUGACAGGGACAAGCAUUCUGUCAAGUCCACAGCCGGUGUUAAAGCUCCACACACACACCUGCCCGCUGGUCGGAGCCCGCAGACACAACGCAGAGAUGGAGACAACAGAGAAGAGAGACUAGGCAGCGUCAAGGAACAGAAACUAGGAGCUGCUGUUGCUGCUGGCAGCCAAACCAACAAAACUCAGGUGGCAGACAAGCCAAACCAGUCGUCAGACGGGUGUGGAGCAACAGCACAUGGCAGCGAUGGCCAACCAGCAGCUCCAGUCAGCGCCAGCGUCUGCCUGGAACCUGUCAGCUUCAACGACGAAGUGGCCUCCGCCGCUUCUCCAGAAACGCAGGGAGAUCGAACUGACUCAAAGCCAGAGACUAAGCCGAUUGAGCAGGAAGCGGAGCUGGAUACUCCCAUCUGCCAGCAGCUUGAAUCAAGAGAGGCGUGUUCGAUGCCAGCUGUUGGCGUGGCUGCCAUAAGAGGCCAGUCACCCGGUCUCACCCAGAGGCAGGGCAGCUGUGACGGGGAGGAGAAGCGGGACCAGUCGAAGGAGGAGCCUUCUCUGGAAAUACAACAACAGGAAGUCCCAGAGCCGAUGGUUAACUUGCAAUCUGUGAAGAAUGAUUCGUACGAGAAGGGCACUGACCUGAUGGUGGUUAAUGUUUACAUGAAGGGGAUCUGCAGGGACACGGCCAGGGUCAUCUUCAGGGAACAGGACUUCACCCUCAUCUUUCAGACAAGUGAUACUAACCUUCUGAGGCUUCAUUCAGACUGUGGACCAAACACAGUAUUCAAGUGGCAAGUCAAACUCAGGAACCUGAUCCAGCCUGAGCAGUGCAGCUACUCCUUCACCCCGUCUCGACUGGACAUCACCCUGAAGAAGAGGCACAGCCAGCGCUGGGGGGGCCUGGAGGCCCCCGCCCCACAAGGUGCAGUGGGUGGCGCCAAGGUCGCUGUGCCCUCCAGCCCUUCCUGCAUGGAAAAGAGCCAGCCAGGCAGCAGCCAGCACAGCCUGCCAGCCAAGGAUGAGUCUCCGAGGGUCGGGGAGGAGAAACCCAAGCCCCCUAAGGCCUCAACCAGAGUGGAGGAUGGCGGUCUGGAUACUGUGGCUCCUCGGACUGUCUCUGAGCAUGUUGCUAUCACAAAGCCAGAGCCCACCGUUACCGCGCCUAAACCGACUUGUAUGGUGCAGCCCAUGACCCAUGCACCACCUGCCAGCAACGAGCGCCAUGAGGAAGAGGAGGAGAAGAAGGUGUGCCUGCCUGGUUUUACAGGAUUGGUGAACCUUGGAAACACCUGCUUCAUGAACAGUGUCAUCCAAUCCCUGUCCAACACCAGAGAACUCAGGGAUUACUUUCAUGAUCGAGCUUUCGAGGCAGAAAUCAACUGCAAUAAUCCGCUGGGCACAGGAGGCAGGCUCGCCAUUGGCUUUGCUGUGCUGCUCAGGGCCCUUUGGAAAGGAACACAUCAUGCCUUCCAACCCUCUAAACUCAAGGCAAUUGUGGCCAGUAAAGCCAGUCAGUUUACAGGUUACGCCCAGCACGAUGCCCAGGAGUUCAUGGCUUUCUUGCUAGACGGGCUCCACGAGGACUUGAACCGCAUCCAGAAUAAACCUUACACGGAGACGGUUGACUCUGACGGGCGGCUCGAUGAGGUGGUGGCUGAGGAGGCAUGGCAGAGGCACAAGAUGAGAAAUGAUUCCUUUAUAGUGGACCUCUUCCAAGGCCAGUUCAAAUCCAAGCUUGUCUGCCCCACGUGCUCCAAGGUGUCGAUCACCUUUGACCCUUUCCUCUACCUGCCCGUGCCCUUGCCCCAGAAACAAAAGGUGCUCUCAGUUUUCUACUUCGCCAAGGAGCCUCAUAAAAAACCCAUCAAGUUUCUAGUGAGUGUGAGCAAGGAGAACUCAAGCACCGCUGAAGUCCUCGAAUCCAUCUCCAGGAAUGUCAGGGUCAAACCAGAGAACCUCAGACUGGCAGAGGUGGGGAAGAACCGCUUCCACCGCAUGUUCUUGCCGUCCCAUUCCUUGGACACAGUGUCCUCCUCUGACAUGUUGUUCUGCUUUGAGGUGCUUUCUAAAGACAUGGCCAAAGAGAGAGUGGUAUUGCUCCGAGUGCAACAGAGACUCCAGGUCCCCAACAUCCCCAUCUCAAAGUGUGCCGCCUGCCUGAAGCCUCCAGUGUCUGAGGAAGACAAGCUGAAGCGCUGCACUCGCUGCUACCGUGUGGGCUACUGCAAUCAAGUGUGUCAGAAGACUCACUGGCCUCAUCACAAGGGUCUGUGUCGACCCAACUCAGAGAAUGUGGGCCUGCCCUUCCUGGUCAGCGUCCCGGAGUCCCGGCUCUCUUAUGCCCGUCUCAGCCAGCUACUAGAAGGUUACUCCAGGUUUUCCGUCAACGUGUUCCAGCCUCCUUUCCAGUCAGGCAGGACAUCCCCCGAAACAUCCCAGUGCCGGGUUGACCUCCCCCCAAUGCCAGCAGGCACCCCUGAGGGUCUUGGUCCAGGAGAAGAGGCCAUGGGUGGUAGCGGUACUGUUGGAGCAGGUGAUCCGGAGCUGGAGAGUCCCUCCCUGCUGCCUGAAUCCCAAGAAGAGUAUGCUCAGGCCUCGGCCCUCCACUCUGGGGAAUCCGAUUCCCUCUCCUCCUCCCAGACCUCACUCUCCACCACGCGAACUGCAGAUUCAGGAUUUUCUGAGCCGACCACCACCACCACCACCUCCUGCUGUUCUCUGGACCCUCAUGCAGAAAAAGAGACGUCCUGUGAGAAGGCAGUGCGACCAGAAGCUGCAGUAACGGGGUAUCAGCAUCCAAGUGAAUCAGCAUCAGGUCAUGCCAGUCAGUUCUACAUAGCUCUGUUGGACUCCAACAACAAGGAACAGAGGCUGGAUGAGAGAGAGGACCUUCUGGCGGACCUCCCUGAAGACACAAAGCUGGAGCUGGUUUGGAAAAACAACGAGCGUCUGAAGGAGUACGUCCUGGUGAGCUCCAAGGAGCUGGAGUAUGAGGAGGACCCCGGCUCUCUGAGUGAGACAGCCAGAGCAGGACACUUCACCCUGGAGCAGUGCCUCAAUCUCUUCACAAAGCCAGAGGUGCUGGCACCAGAGGAGGCAUGGUACUGUCCAAAGUGCCAGCAGCACCGAGAGGCCUCCAAGCAACUGCUGCUGUGGCGUCUGCCCAACGUUUUGAUCAUCCAGCUCAAACGCUUCUCCUUCAGGAGCUUCAUCUGGAGAGAUAAGAUCAACGACAUGGUUGACUUUCCCGUCAGGAAUCUGGAUCUAAGUAAGUUCUGUAUUGGCCAGAAGGAGGAGAUGCAACAACCCCCUAUCUACGAUUUAUAUGCCGUCAUCAACCACUAUGGAGGAAUGAUAGGAGGCCACUACACGGCCUACGCUCGGCUGCCAAGUGACAAGAACAGCCAGCGCAGUGAUGUUGGCUGGCGUCUGUUCGAUGACAGUACGGUGACCAUGGUGGAGGAGAGUCAGGUAGUGACGCGCUACGCCUACGUUCUUUUCUACCGACGGAGAAACUCACCAGUGGAGAGGCCCCCGCGCUUCCUCAGACCCGUAGGAGCCGAGUCACCCACUUCUGCAGGAGCUACUGCCAGCCAGGCCUCUCUAAUAUGGCGGGAACUGGAGGAAGAAGAGGAGGGGCUUGACGAAGGCCCCCGCGGACUGUUCCGCUCUGCGCCGCGGAGGCGUCAAGCGUCCAGGAACCAACAUGUGGAAGACGACAGAACGGAUGGAUCGGUGCGACAGCACCGCAGGCAGCGGAUGUCGGACUUCCCCGACGACGACUAUGUGCGCUAUUUUGUUCUGGGCACUUUGGCGGCUGUGUUUGCCCUGUUUGUUAACUUGGUCUACCCUCUCUUUAACAAAUCCAACUGGACCUGAGCAGUGACUCGGGUGUGAACGGCCGCAGCAUUCAGAAGUAUGAAUGAGGUUGGUCAGUUUGAUAGGGAAAUCUGGAAGAGGCAGUUAAAGUUUUAAUGCCUAACUGUCCUCUUGUGGAAGAAACAACUCAGCGAGUACAAUGAUUCUACCUACAACACUUGAAGAGUUUGAAUAACUUUACAUGACUCACCCCUUUAAAAUACUUUGGGCACUACUAGUGAUUCACCAGUCAGACCUUUUCAGUCCCGAUACCGAGUACGGAUCCGAUACCAGGGUUCUUUGUGUUCUUUAUGCCUCACUGUAUGGAAGAGACUGGGAUCAUUCUUCUAUGUGCAUGGCAACAUCAGGCUGAAAUUAAACAUUGAUAUCCUAACUUUGUAAAACAAAAUGUAACGGAUAAAUGCAUAGAUAUAAAUGUAUUGAAUUUUUCUUAAAACGAUAAAUUCUACAUAAACCGUUGAAAAAAAAGAAAAAAAAGCAACAAAUUGGUCAAGUAUCGGUAUCGUAGCAUCCCUACACACUACAUCACACAUUAGAAGACACUGAGGUGGCUGAAAAAUAUGAGAAAAGGUCUGUUAAAGCUGCAGUAGAGUGAUGCUACCAGCACACGGUACAGCAGCAUCGAGUGUAAACUAUUCACUUCAUUGCGUCUAUGCAUUGAAUUGAAUUGCUUCCAAUAUAUGUGUGCUUUCCAACAACUUUGCAGUUUUUAGUGUCACAUUUUUAAAAAAUAGUUCCCAUAUGAUCUUACAGUUUGAUUUAUUUGAAGAGGGGUUGCAUGAGGUUCUUAUCCAUAGUCGGGGUAUUACCACACACGGGCAUGGAAGCAACACAAUGUGCUGCUUUGGAUGUGGGCAGCAGCAAAACGUAUGUAUGCCACCAGUUGAAGUGUUCAUUAUAUUUAGAAUAUUUACAGCCCAAUCAGUUGGGGAACUGAAGCCGUUGUAUCCAUCUACGCUCUCGUCAAAGCCACCAGACUCCUUUGGCAUAAACAGUCAUUUUACUUUGUACAACAGUUAGUUAAUUCACAUCUGCCUCAAUCUGUUCGUUUGUUGUUGUGUGACUUUGUUGAAUAAGAACUAACCCUUUAAAAAAAAGAAAGUCACACAGUAACACAAUCUAGCUAACCUAUCGGGUCGCGUUACACCGGCAACUAUAGAGCUCUUUGAGGUAAAAUAACUGUUGUCAAAGGAGUCCUGUGGCUUUGAAUGGAGCAUGGAGAACACCUUCAGUUACGUUUAGCUGCUGCUCCUGUCCACAGCAGUACGUUGCUACUUCUGUCUGCUUCUUCAAACUGUGGACAUGCUGACUGUCAUCUACUGUUGAUACUACACAGACUAUAGAUAAGUACCUCAUACAACCCCACUUCAAAUAUUGCAAACUAUCCCUUUAAUCCCCUACACUGGUAUGUCACCAUGGAGCUGUAUUAUUCUUCACUUUGGAAACAGUAGUUUAACAAAAUUAAAUAAAUCAUAACUCUGGGUGUGGGUGAAAGCUCUGGAAGGCUAAUAAAUGGGCCAAUUUAGUCAAGACAUCCCCCCCCCGAAAGAAACUAAGGUUGUACAGUAAUGUAUCUGAGAAAUGACGAUGUAUUACAAAAGGAAACGAUGAAGCCGCUGUCAAAGGCCUCCUUUUGUUUUUAUUGCACUACACUUGUGAGAGAGUGAUAUAGUUAGGACUACACACUGAAUGGAGUAUAUAUAUCAUGUUGCAUCAUGAAGAAAAGACAACUCUAGAUUUUGUGUAUGACCAAUUGCUGUUGACUAUUUAUGUCUUUUAAAUUGAACAGAAAGUGAUUUAUGGGCCUUUUUUAAAAUUUCUGUUUGCCUGCAUCCACCCCCAUGUUUUUAAAUGGUCUCUUUGAGCAAUAUGUACUGCAGUUCACUGUAAUGUGUUUGGGGUUUUUUUGUCUUUAUUUUCCAUGAUGUUUUUAUUGAAAUGCCUGUUAAAGUCAGUGAUUUUAGUUGCUAUUUAUGUUACAUGUCGAAGCCAUAGUGCAGGUGAGGAUUUAGAAUUCUCAGGAUAGAAUGUUGUGAGCAAAUUGUACUAUAUUUUUAAAGUCCUACAUAAUAAGAUGAGUGAUGUACCGUCAAUACCGUGUUGUCAGAGCCGAGUUAAACUAGGAGAGUUAUUGAUUGAGGAAUUACCGUCCACCUCUGAAUGUAAUGGUUUUAACCUGGUUCUCUGUUUUGAGUGGAAAGCUAUUGAUUAUGGACCGAUAUGGAGCUCUAAAACAUAAGCUUCAACAUUAUUUUAUAUUGCUCAAAUAAUUUGCUAAUGUUUGUUCAAUCUCAAUGGACCUAUUCUUUAUUAAUGGCAUAAAUGCUGCGGAUGAUUUUAUUGAUCAGCAGUUUGAAACAAGUUAAAACAACUUCAGACUUUAGGUCUUAAACAUUUCCUGGGCCUCCAAACUGUCUAUAGAGCAUUUGUUUUCUGUGCUGCUGCAGUGAUUGUGUGUGUGUGUGUGUGAGUGAGUGAGUGUGUGUCUGCAUGUGUGUGUGUGUGUGUCUCAGGGAAAUCCUCCUGGCAGAGCAGAGCGACCUGUGUUAGCCUUAAAUGCUCUGCAAAGCUCAGAUCGCCGUCAGACUGUGUAUACUUGACUUAGGUAUAUGCAAGGUUCGAUAUAAGAUAGAGAUUGUACUCAACAUACACUGCUUCUUAAACUGUGAAACCUCACAGUCCCCAACACAAACGGUAGUAGUGGAACCAACUCACUCAAAGGGGUUUACGGCUCAAGCUGCUCUGUGUUAAACAUUUAAAUGCUGUCGGGGUUUUGUUGAAAUGUAAAUGGAACGGACUGAAGAAUGAAACGGUGUGUCUAGGCUGCUAUGAAAUGUCAAUGACUUGUUAUUUAAUCAGGAAAUGAUUUAAGGUCUCUGUAAUGUACUUUGAAUCACUGAGCUAUUGAUAAUUGCAAGUGCUUUAUUUAGAAUAACAUUAAAAUUUCCCUGCAAUAAUGUAUCUAGAUACCUCCAUCUAAGUGCUGCUUUCUAAUCUACAUAACUCAUUGUAACCCUUUUGGAAAUAAAGUCUCGAUCUGUUUCUAGUCUUAAUGCAUGUUAUUUAUCACUUCCUCCAAACAGAAACUCUCCCAGAAGAAUAACCCAGAGACAGUUAUUAUGGUU
Anoplopoma fimbria (sablefish) is the source of this 8284-nucleotide messenger RNA. It is a transcript of the gene usp19, whose product is annotated as ubiquitin specific peptidase 19. Gene Ontology annotation, molecular function: cysteine-type deubiquitinase activity. Lineage: Eukaryota; Metazoa; Chordata; Actinopteri; Perciformes; Anoplopomatidae. The record is from RefSeq and is a predicted model, not a curated record. Gene Ontology annotation, biological process: protein deubiquitination. The transcript is spliced from 26 exons. Bases 429 to 5159 code for a protein of 1576 amino acids.